UUAUCCCGAACAAAUUAAUUUGAACUCGACGACUAAAAUGUUCGGGGCAAAAUAAUCUGCAUCGCGCAUCGUCUGAAUGAAAUCGUGCGCGAGAUUAUGACCCAGUUUAUUCUUCAGCACGCUGUUUUGACGGUGAAAUCGUGUAUACUUUAGCCGAUAUGGUUUCGGCUAAUAUUAGUCGAAUCACGCAGAAUAAAAUAUCGAAUCCGAUAUCGUUUAGUUUGAUCUAUUAACAACAGGCUAAAACUCUAACCUUAGUAAUUAAAUAUAUUCCUUACCAAAUAAAUUUUUAUCUAAUUUCUAAGUAAAUAAAAGCUGAUUAAAAUAUAGAGUACGAUUUCAUUUUGGUCUACCCUGUUUGUAUCUCGCGUAGGAUUCAAAAUCUGAAUUCCCUUAUCUUCUUCAGCGUCUUCUUCCCUAUCUCGUCGCCCCUCCCAGAUUUUUUUCCCUACGCGCUCUGCUUUCUGCUAUUCUCAUAUGCUCAGGAAGAAAAAUCUCGCGGCUCUAUCCUUCCAGCCGUCUUCUUCCCUUAUCCCUGCCGCCGCUCUGCUCAAAAUUUUUCUCACCGCCGUUGCCUCGUUCCCAUCCGCUCGGCCACCCUGGAUAAAAAUCCCAUCGCGGUGUCCAUCUUCUGCUCUUAGCCGAGUGCCCCUGCCCUGCUCCCUACCGAGCCCCCAUGGCGCGGUCGCCUCUCCCUGGUGACUCGCCCAGCCUCUGCUCCUCUUCUCCCCGGCGCCUGGUCGGAUGUGGAUCCUCUGCUCGAAGCUCCCAGCGCCGGAUUCCCUGCAAGCUUCAGCUUCCUGCACGCCCAGCCUCUCCACUUCUCCAGCGCCCAGCCCCAACUCCCAGCCGAGCUCGGCCGCCCGGCCCCCAACGCCGCUCUCUUCCCCAGCGCCCCUCCCCUCUGUUCGCUUGUCGCCAUGGCCACCGUAGCUCAGCUCGACCGCUCGGCUUCCCCUAGCCUCUUCCCCUGCGAGCUCGACUCCUGCUCACCCAUGGAGUUCGCCCAGCUCCCUGCUCCGGUGACUAGCGCUCGGCGUCCUGCUCUCUAUGCCCUGCUCGUCCCUGCGCACGCGCCGCGGUUUCCCCCGAGCUCCCUCGCCGUGGAUUCUUUCUGCGCGUCCUCUCCGGCGCUGCGGUGCCCCAGCUUGGCCUCUGCCCAUUCCUCAGCCGCACCCUGCUCCAGUCGCUCACCCAUCGGACGCUACACGCUCGCCUCUGCUCGUUCCGUGGGUGCGCACUGCCUUCUAUGUCCAUGGUGCGCCCUCACCUCUACUUCUCUGCUGGCCGGCGUUUUUCCAGCCGUGGAUCUCCUUGUGUGCCGCGUCCGGCUCCCUGACGUGCCGCGGUGCCCGUCGCCCUGCGCGCGCUCUGUUUCCUCGCGCGGCUUCGUGCUCGCUUGGCCGUUGUCUUGGAUGUGCAGGAGUAGUGUAGGUGCUUGCAGUCGGUGGAUCCUCGAUAUCGAGCUGGGAUUAGAGAAGACAGUACUGUUCCGUGCGUCGCUUAUCCGAUGCUCGACGGAAUGUCCAACUGGGAGGUGAUAGCUUCGUGUGUCGGCGAGCCGUCGUUUUCCUCGUUCAGUGUUUGCGCGGGCUUGCCUGAACCGUGCUGCCAUCUCCCGACCGUUGGCCCUUGCCCACUGCAUGGGCUUGUCGUGCUAGUCAACCCCGCCUCGAUCCUCGUCGUCGAUACUGCGCUUGCUGGUGGCCAAAGCUCGCGCUAAGCUGCUCGAUCACACCUCGUCAGCUCGCUUCAUACUCAAUCUCGUCGUCGCGUCGUGUGUGCAUCACUCGCCAGCCAUAUGUGAUCAAAGACGUCAACCGGGAACCAUCCUCGUGCUUGCAACUAUCGCGUCGAAUUAGUCAGGGUAAGUUGAUUCGUAUUCCCGUUAACUAGGUCUAUAAAUAGAUUAAAUAGAAUUGUUGGUCACAGUAAAUAUUAUGAAUUUAGCAUGCGUAUAUUGUGAUGAUCGAUUUAGAUAGCUCGCUAAAUCAAGUAAUUAAGUUACACAGUUUAGAGAGUUAAUAAAAAGCUAGGAAUAAAAAUAGA
Messenger RNA from Zea mays, 2049 nucleotides. RefSeq lists its product as uncharacterized. The transcript has a single exon. Lineage: Eukaryota; Viridiplantae; Streptophyta; Magnoliopsida; Poales; Poaceae. The record is from RefSeq and is a predicted model, not a curated record. Bases 921 to 1541 code for a protein of 206 amino acids.